Parathielavia appendiculata is the source of this 1164-nucleotide messenger RNA. Its product is annotated as translation protein. Gene Ontology annotation, cellular component: mitochondrial large ribosomal subunit; ribosome. The transcript has a single exon. Gene Ontology annotation, biological process: translation. Bases 1 to 1164 code for a protein of 387 amino acids. Lineage: Eukaryota; Fungi; Ascomycota; Sordariomycetes; Sordariales; Chaetomiaceae. Gene Ontology annotation, molecular function: structural constituent of ribosome. The record is from RefSeq and is a predicted model, not a curated record.
AUGGCACCUCGGCUGCCAGCCCGCUGCUGGCGCCAGCUCGCCCUUCGACCCUCCCCUAUAACACCAACCACCACCCUCCCGCGGGCCUCUCUCCCCCUACCCACCCGAUCACAAACCCGCCUCCUCUCCUACACGCAAUUCCGCACCCGCAAAUCCGGCUGGUCGACCCUCCCGCCCCGCGCAAAGCCGCACCGCUUCAACCAAGUCACCUCGGGGCUCCCGGCGCCCACCACCGGCCCGGCCGCCGCCCUUAAGCGCAAGGAGCGCACCACGCCCGUACGCGCGGGCGUGCUGGCCGUCAAGAAGGGCAUGACUGUUUUCAUGGGCCGGACGGGCGCGCGCAUCCCCUGCACCGUCCUCCAACUCGACCGGGUGCAGACCGUCUUCAACAAGACGCGGCAGAAGCACGGGUACUGGGCCGUGCAGGUGGGCAUGGGCGAGCGGCAGCCGGGCAACGUCACGGCGCCGCUGCUGGGGUACUACGAGGCGAAAGGGAUCGCGCCCAAGGAGGUGCUGGCCGAGUUUCGGGUGCGUGACGAGAAGGGGUUGUUGCCCGUGGGGGUGCAGCUGUUGCCGGAUUGGUUUCAUGUGGGGCAGAGGGUGGAUGUGCGCAGUUAUUCGAGGGGGAUGGGGUUUGCGGGUGGCAUGAAGAGGCAUGGGUUUUCGGGGCAGGAGGCGAGUCACGGUAACUCGAAGAAUCAUCGCACGAUUGGGUCGGUUGGGCCGAGUCAGGGAAGCGGAUCGAGGGUGUUGCCGGGCAAGAAGAUGCCCGGGCGGAUGGGCAAUCAGCGCGUCACGAUUCAGAACCUGCCGGUGCUGAUGGUGGAUAAUGACCUUGGGAUUGUGGUGGUCAAGGGGUGCGUGGCAGGCCAUAAGGGCGCGGUGGUGAGGAUUCAGGAUGCGUGCAAGAAGGACCCGCCGCCGGAGGAUUUUAUCGAGAAGACGAGGAAAUUGCUCGAGGAGCGGUUUCCCGACGCCGAGGCGCAUCUGCAAGCGGCAAGGGAACGGCAUCUGGAGCUCAAGGAGGCGCGGCGCGAGAAGAGGAUAGCAGAGCUCAUGGCUCAGGGCAUGAAUCCGACUGAGGAGCAAGCGAAUGCGAUUGAGCAGAUCAUUGCGGCCAGCGCGCGGGAGGACAUGGCAGAACGCGCGCCGGCUGAGUUCUAG